This is a messenger RNA of Diaporthe amygdali, 414 nucleotides long. RefSeq lists its product as uncharacterized. The record is from RefSeq and is a predicted model, not a curated record. The coding region runs from base 1 to 414 and encodes 137 amino acids. NCBI's taxonomy places the organism in Eukaryota, Fungi, Ascomycota, Sordariomycetes, Diaporthales, Diaporthaceae. The transcript is spliced from 2 exons.
AUGGAGACCGUAGGGGCAACUGCUUCCAUUGUCGGCAUCGUCUCAUUUGAGUUAGGCCUAGCAAAAAGCCUACAAGCCUUUAUCGACACCAUAAUCGAGGCGGAGGAGACCAUCACGCUCAUCAUAGCAGAGGUCAACGCCACAGCGUCGACUCUGGAGCGCCUUCAGGACUUCAUUGACCAGGACAAGGCCUCUAGCGAGGAACACCAUCGCGCCACGGCCUUCAACAACACGGCUGUCGAAGAGAUCGGAGCGUGCGCUUUACAAUGCCAAAAGAUCUAUGUCCAGAUUAUCGUGCUCAUUGAGAAGGCCAGCAUGCAGGCUGGCGAAGAAGAGGCUGGAGACGCGGGUCCGCAGGCCUCAGCCGCAGACGACUUGAGCGUGGCCAAGCCCUUUGGCUGCCAGAGUCUCUAA